Molecule: messenger RNA, 393 nt
Organism: Plasmodium inui San Antonio 1
Lineage: Eukaryota; Apicomplexa; Aconoidasida; Haemosporida; Plasmodiidae
Exons: 2
Coding region: 1-393 (130 amino acids)
Source: RefSeq, a predicted model, not a curated record
AUGACUAAAGUUAAUAAACCACCCACGACCAGCAACCCCAAUAUAAAAUUAAAGAAACCUAAUUCGAAAGAAGAAGAGGACUUAAACCAACCGGUAAAAAAAACACUGAUCGCAAAAAACAUAAAGGUUGUGAAAAAACCUGAAGAUAUAAGCCCAUCUCCGAGAAAAAGCGAAAAUGAAAGUGCGGUAAAAGACCAAGCCCAAAAGGGAGUAAACAGCACAGACCCUAAGCCUAAACCUGCGACACCUGAUAAUAAAGCGAAAAGCGAUGCGGACAGUAAUUCAAAAAAAAAUGCGGGUACCAGUAAAAAUGCCGCGGACAGCAGUGGAGGAGACGUGCAACUGGGGUACUUCUCCUGGUUGUGGAGGUACUUUCCCAAAAAGAAGACCUAA